AUGUUGCCUGCUGCCACAAUCUCCUUCCUGGGGCCCCUCCUCACAGCCUGGGCCCUGCUUCCUCUCACCUGGGGCCAGACCCCCAACUACACCAGACCUGUAUUCCUGUGCGGAGGCGAUGUGACAGGGGACUCAGGUUACGUGGCAAGCGAGGGUUUCCCCAAUCUCUACCCCCCCAAUAAAGAAUGCAUCUGGACAAUCACGGUCCCCGAGGGCCAGACUGUGUCCCUGUCCUUCAGAGUCUUUGACCUGGAGCUACACCCCUCCUGCCGCUAUGAUGCCCUGGAGAUCUUUGCCGGGGCUGGGACCUCAGGCCAGCGACUUGGGCGCUUCUGUGGGACCUUCCGACCUGCCCCUGUAAUCGCCCCGGGCAACCAGGUGACCCUGAGGAUGACAGCAGAUGAGGGCACGGGAGGACGAGGCUUCCUGCUCUGGUACAGCGGGCGGGCCACCUCGGGCACUGAACACCAGGUUUGCGGGGGGCGCAUGGAGAAGGCGCAGGGAACUUUGACCACGCCCAACUGGCCCGAGUCCGAUUACCCGCCGGGUGUCAGCUGCUCCUGGCACAUUAUUGCACCCCCUGACCAGGUCAUCGCGCUGACCUUUGGGAAGUUUGACCUGGAGCCGGACACCUACUGUCGCUACGACUCGGUCAGCAUCUUCAACGGAGCCGUGAGUGAUGAUGCCAAGAGGCUGGGGAAGUUCUGCGGCGACACGACCCCGGGCCCCAUCUUCUCUGAGGGGAACGAGCUCCUGGUCCAGUUCGUCUCAGAUCUCAGCGUCACCGCCGACGGCUUCUCAGCCUUCUACAAGAUCCAACCUAGGGGUGCGGCAUCAGCAGGGCCAGCCCAGGGCCCAGGAGAGAAUGCACGACUGGGUAACCCCCUCGACCACCCAGGCCCUAAGACGGGAACUGGACCCAAAGUCAAGCCGCCCCCUAAACCCCGUGUCCAGCCUACAGAGAAGCCUGAGACCCCACUCCAGGCCAAGGCCACUGCCACUGGCCCUGGUGCCCCCUGCCCCAAACAGUGCCAGCGGACAGGCACCUUGCAGGGCAACUUCUGUACCAGCAGCCUGGUUGUGACGGGAACAGUCAAGUCCAUCGUUCGGGGCCCAGGCGAAGGUCUCACCGUCACAGUCAGUCUCAUGAACGUUUAUAAAACCGGUGGCCUGGACCUGCCCUCUCCGCCCACGGACACCUCCCUCAAGUUUUUCGUGCCCUGCAAGCAAUGCCGCCCCCUGAAGAGAGGAGCCAGCUACCUGCUGAUGGGUCAGGUAGACGAGAACAAUGGACCCGUCCUUCCUCCAGACAGCUUUGUGGUCCUUUACCGCCCCACUCAGGACCAGAUACUCACCAACCUGAGCAAGAGGAAGUGCCCCUCCUAACCCACCCAGUCCCAGGUCUGAAACUCCGGGGGCCAGCUCCAAGGACACCUGGCCCUAAGGCGUGUGGUGUUUCUGAUCUGAAUAAAUGGUUCUUAACUAGAAAAAAAA
Messenger RNA from Ochotona curzoniae (black-lipped pika), 1494 nucleotides. RefSeq names its product procollagen C-endopeptidase enhancer (gene PCOLCE). The record is from RefSeq and is a predicted model, not a curated record. Gene Ontology annotation, molecular function: protein binding. The coding region runs from base 1 to 1386 and encodes 461 amino acids. Lineage: Eukaryota; Metazoa; Chordata; Mammalia; Lagomorpha; Ochotonidae. The transcript has 9 exons.